This is a messenger RNA of Haliotis rubra (blacklip abalone), 1090 nucleotides long. RefSeq names its product vitamin K epoxide reductase complex subunit 1-like protein 1. Gene Ontology annotation, biological process: vitamin K metabolic process; peptidyl-glutamic acid carboxylation. The record is from RefSeq and is a predicted model, not a curated record. Lineage: Eukaryota; Metazoa; Mollusca; Gastropoda; Lepetellida; Haliotidae. Gene Ontology annotation, molecular function: vitamin-K-epoxide reductase (warfarin-sensitive) activity.
UCUAGGUUCCGUGGUGCGUCAUCUACAACAUUCUGGUGCAUGAUGUGUGUGUCGUGGCUGCUGAUGUCCAACCUGGCCGACCGGGUGCUCCUCAGUGCUGGGGUGGGCGUGUCCCUGUACGCGCUCAGGGUGGAGGUGAGGAAGGAGAGAGACCCGCAGUACAGGGCAGCCUGCGACUUCAGCGACAGGUUCAGCUGCUCCAAAGCUCUCUGUUCGCAGUACGGCAAAGGAUUCGGAAUAGUAAGUUUACUGGUGGGCAAAGAUCACUUCCUGAAUCAACGGAACUGCACUCUCGGAAUCCUGUUCUACGUGUCACAGAUUGUCUUAGCGUUCCUGCCCAACCAAGUGCUGUGGUCGUAUGUUCUGUACUACACCUCGGUGGUCGCGGGGCUCGGUUGUGUGUACCUCGCCUUCAUCCUCUUCUUUGUACUGCGUGAUAUCUGCAUCGUCUGUAUUGCCACAUACGUUAUCAACGCUGCGCUCAUAUACCUCAACUACCAUCUGUACCUCGGCAAACACCUAUCGCAGUGAGUGUCACGUGUUGGGGCGUCCAGACGUACACGUGCUGCAUAUUGUCAGUGUCCACGAACCAAUUGUUUGUUACAAUGUAAAUAUCGUCAGACGUCAGGAACAGUGUCGGACAUGCACGGACCACUUGUUGAAGAGUUUAUAUAGUCAGUCGUCAGGAAGUGUCCGCGGUACAAGGACCACGUGUUACACUGUGAUCAGAAGUUUGGAACUGCUGGACCUGCUCCAAUCACUUGUUGCUGUUUAUUGCCAGGAUUCCGGCACUGUGUGAUGUAUACCCGGCUACGCGAAUUCGCUACGACUAUCGCUUGUCAGUGUAUGGGACUUAUGUCAAUGCACUGAUAUCGAGGCCCUGAAACUGCCUACAUGGACCAAUUGCAAUUGUUCUAACAGAUAAUAUCACGACUCUGUAAAUCAACAGUAAGGGAGGGCUCAGGCUUUGCACAUGGGGAAAUGUAUGUCCCUGCGUGGAGUUCAGCGCUAUAUAAGUGGCCAGUUAUUAUUAUUGUUAACUUCAGUGGGGAGAGAAAAGGCAGACAAUAAAGACCAGCUUUUUACAAUG